This is a messenger RNA of Coregonus sp. 'balchen', 24042 nucleotides long. NCBI's taxonomy places the organism in Eukaryota, Metazoa, Chordata, Actinopteri, Salmoniformes, Salmonidae. The record is from the annotation of a GenBank genome assembly.
AUGGUGUCCUUUGUGUCUCGGAUCCCUGUGGUCUUCCCCACGGGCGACGCCAACUCUCUGAGCCGCAGCGUGGUCAUGUACGCCUGCAACAAGAACGUGGACCUGGCCAUCCAACAUGGCGGCCCGCCGGCCUGCCCCACCCCUCCUCGGUGCUGAUCACCUACGGCCAGAGCAAAGGCAGCCUCCUCCAACAGCCUGCGCCUCAGCAUCUUCACCCCCAAAGUGCUGAUGAUCUCCACGAACGCGGACGGCUCCCUGAACCAGUGGGAGUCGGCGUUCUCCACCGUUCUUAGCGUGUCCCACAAGUCGCGCUACUGCGGCCACCGCUUCCACCUCAACGCCCUGCGCACCCCCGACGUGGACAGUGUCCUGGCCGCACUCUCCCAGCCCCUCAGGGUCAGGCCAAGCCAGGUGUCCCUGGGCGCCGUUGUCGCAGGACCCCAAUGCCAUUAACAGCGAGCUCAUCCUGUGGAGGUUGGACCCGGUGGAUCCGCUGUCCUUCUCUGGAGGGGUAUCUGAGCUAGCCAGGAUCAAUUCUCUCCACUCCUCCGCCUUCUCCAACGUAGCCUGGCUGCCCACACUCAUCCCCAGCAACUGCCUUGGUAAGGAAGGAGACAGUCAGUGGAUUGACCUUUGAAAACUCUGUAGAUACAAUUACUGUCAGCAGAUUUAAUUGUUUUUCUCCACUGCAGGUGUCUACUGCAACUCACCCAGUGCCUGCUUCGUGGCCAGUGAUGGUCACUCACUGAGGCUCUACCAGGCGGUUAUUGAAGCCAAGAAACAGUGAGCUCUCCAACCCUGAGAUAUCAGUAAUUCGACAACCAGUACAAUCACAAGAUUUUUGUUUUAUCUCAGAUAAAUGUUAUAUUUUUACUCUCACUAAUCUUGGUAUCUACCAAUGAUUAACUGUUAAAAAAAUUAAAAAUUAAAUAUAUAUUUUUUAGAAAUAUGUCGGCAAAUUUUUUAACAUCAUCAGCCUGCAAUCAACCGCUAAACCAGGCUGUAUAAUUGAGCUGGAUGCCAUCACUGACUUCGUAAAUAUACAUCUUUGGAAGACGAAUCUGCACGACAUGCAGAUUUUCACUGACCUUUUUCAGCUCCAUGGUUGGGGUUUGCUAGUCAUAGCGAGCGCACUCGAAUAUUCUACCCACAUGUACAUAUUACCUCAACUACCUCAACUAGCCGGUGCCCCCGCACAUUGACUCUGCAACGGUACCCCCCUGUAUAUAUAGCCUCCCUACUGUCACUUUAUUUUACUUCUGCUCUUUUUUUUCUCAACACUUUUUUUGUUGUUGUUUUAUUUUUACUUUUUUUGUUUAAAAUAAAUGCACUGUUGGUUAAGGGCUGUAAGUAAGCAUUUCACUGUAAUGUCUGCACCUGUUGUAUUCGGCGCAUGUGACCAAUAAAAUUUGAUUUGAUUUGAUAUUCAAUACCUGACUGAAUUCUAUUUUAACACAUUGUUUAAUGGCUCAAUGGACAGAAUGAGUGAAUGGAAUGGUAUCAAACACAUUCCAUUAACUCCAUUCCAGCCAGUAUUAUGAGCCGUCUUCUUCACAGCAGCCUUCACUGAUCUCAAUAAAAAGGUCAGCCAUGCCAUAGAUGUUUUAUACUGCAGCCUAACCAGUACACCUUAAAUCAGGAGGAACUGCCACCAAUUUUCCCUUGGGGACAAUAAAGUCUACCCAAUUAUGUGGUUUGCAACAGGGGAAGGAGACUCAGCUGCUACAUGUAUUUGAGGAGGAUCUCCUUCUGGGCAGUGAUCGGACAGACAACACUCAGGACCUCCCGCUACAGACACUGGUAGGAUAAGGAAACACACUCACUAAUACAACCUUUACUUUGCUCUUGAGUCCCAUCUCAUUCAGUUGUUAUAAACAUGUCAUUGUGUGUUUUGUUUUUCUCCUGCAGCCUCCAGCCAGCCAGGCUUCUCUGCCCGCUUCUUCCUGGUAGUGGUAGAGUUUACCCAGACUGGCAGGUCCCUCCUGCAUAUGUGGCAUCUGCAACUGGCAGCUCUCCCAAUCAUUAUGGGUGUGUACCAACAACUACAGUCAAGGCUUCAUUUCUAUCUGAAAGUGUUGAGCGUUGUGUGCAAGCCAGCUAGCUUUAACUUGGCUCCCAAUUUGUUUUUCUCCUUGACUCAUCUGUUUUUGUGUGUCCUUACAGACGAGACCAGCGCUCCGCCUGAGAGGGCGAAUGUAACCUCAUCACCUCUGAAUUGCCCCUUUAACUUUGACACGUUCAGUUCCCCCGCGGCUCAGAAGAACAAGCCUUGUACAUCCAACCUGCAGAGUGUCUCACCCUGACCACUCACAGGCUGUACAGCUGGGAGCUGGCACUUCCAGACGGUGUGGAGGUGAUUAAUGUCACGCCUUCAGCAGGUAAGAAAGAGCACUGAACCACAGUCACACUGCCCUCCACUCCUGUAUAACGGGGCAGUCCAGUUUGUUCCUCCAUGGGAAUGUAAUCGGCUCACAAAGCGUUGGCUAAUUCUAUUGAACGGAACCAGUUACACAGUUACCGGCGGCAGCACCACCAGGGACUCCAAGCCCUUCAGCAAGGGCGAGAGUUCGGACUACACAGAGAUUGACUCCAUCCCUCCCCUGCCCCUGUACGCGCUGCUGGCGGCCGACGAGGACUGCUCUCCCAAGCCCAAAGACAAGGUGGCCAGCGUGAGUGGGGACAGUGGCCACGGGUCCAGUCAGACGGACGCCUACGAUGACCUCUUCCAGAGCAGCGGGUUGGGUGUGGAGGACUUGGAGCCCAUGGACAGCGACCAGGAGGAUGGCUGUGCUAAGGUCAUAGACCUGUCCCAGUACAGCCCCACCUUCUUUGGGCCCGAGCAUGCUCAGGUCCUAUCCAGCCACCUGCUCCACUCCAGCCUGCCGGGCCUGACCCGCAUGGAGCAGAUGUCCCUCAUGGCCCUGGCCGACACCAUCGCCACCACCAGCGCCGACAUCAGGGAGAGCCAGAGCAAGAGCAAAGUUUCGGCAUCUCACUUAACCCUACACAAACUGCCCUCCAUAGUCCUUCUCCUAAGAAAUUUUGUUUUAUGAACUAAUAUAAACCAUAUCUUAAGAUGGUGUAUUUGUUUUACUCUGGUAGAAAGCCUGUGAGGAGAAGUACUGUAGAUGGUCAUGUUAUUUUCAUUGACUAGGUGGAGAGACAUUGGAUGAGUGCGGUCUGAAGUUCCUGCUGUCUGUGAGGCUCCAUACGUUCCUGCUGACCACCCUGCCCCUUGCCCAUCGCGCCCAGCUGCUCCGACAAGGUAGGCAAGGCUGAACUCAACAGUAUAGCAUACAGCACAGCACAGCACAGCAGCCCACGGAGGUUCAGUUGGUUAGAGCCUUUAUCUUGUUGCGACACUAGACUUGUGGGUUUGACUCCUGCCUGGUCCACCUAUACUGAGUAGCCUAUGUAUUAGGGCUUUCCCCUUAUGGUCAAAUAUCCAAAUGCUAAAAAUACUUACAAAUAUUUUCAUUAACCACAAAUCAGAUUGACUCCAGAUUUGGUAUAUAGACUAUAGAAUUAGCCUCUAAUUUAUUUGAGAAUGAUUAGAUGCUGCAUUCAAAUUCUGCCACGCUUCGCCGCUAGAUGGCACCGUAUCACACCAGGGCUAUAAGAACUGACCCGAUGGACAUGGGGCCAUGAAAUCUGGCAUGUAAACCUUAUGUACAUCUCCUUAGAAUAGCGUUUCCCAAACUCUGCCCUGGGGAACUCAAGGGGUGCAUGUUUUGUUUUUUGCCCUAGCACUACACAGCUGAUUCAAAUAAUGAACUCAUCAUCAAGCUUUGAUUAUUUGAAUCAUCUGUGUAGCGCUACAGCAAAAACCAAAAUAUGCACCCCUUGAGGUCCCCAGGGCAGAGUUUGGGAAAUGCUGCCUUAGAAGCUGUGUGAAUAUAAAGUUACUGCAACCCAUAGAGAAUUAUAGAGCCCUAAAAAAAUAAAAAAAUAAAAAAAGCGAAUGAGGGCUUCCACCAUUUUAAUGUAUUCAACUGGGUGGGACUUCCAACUUCAUUGUCUGAUCCCUCCUGGUGACCCUGUUGGAGUCAUGUCUAACCGAGUCAUCAGGAGGGAUCAGCAAAUUGUGAAGAAGAAAAUGGACUACUUCAAAAUGGAGAUUGCCUCAAUGGCCCUGCCCGUGCUAUGUAGACUUGUGUGAUGAUUGAUUGUCUGAUAACCUGUAUUUGGUUCUCCAGGCUUGUCCACCUGUCACUACGCCUGGCCUUUCCACUCUGAGGCUGAGGAGGAGCUUUUCAACAUGCUGCCUGCCCUGCAGAAGGGAGACCCCACAUGGCCUGAACUACGCGCCAUGGGCGUGGGCUGGUCAGUGUAUUGAAAAGGUGAGCCCAAGUGAUUUCAGAAAGUAUUCACACGCUUUGACGUUUUGCACAUUUUGUUAUGUUCCAGCCUCAAUUUAAAAUUGAUUAAAUUGAAAUGAUGUGUCACUGGCCUACUCACAAUACCCCAUAAUGUCAAAGUGGAAUUGUGUUUUUCAAAUGUUUACAAAUUAAUUUCAAAUGAAAAGCUGAAAUGUCUUGAGUCAAUAAGUAUUCAACCCCUUUGUUAUGGCAAGCCUAAACAAGUUCAGGAGUAAAUAUUUGCUUAACAAGUUACUUAAGUUGCAUGGACUCACUCUGUGUGCAAUAAUAGUGUUUAACAUGAUUUUUGAAUGGCUAACUCAUCUCUGUACCACACACAUACAAUUAUCUGUAAGAUCCCUCAGUCGAGCAGUACAUUUCAAACACAGGUUCAACCACAAAGACCAGGGAGCUUUUCCAAUGCCUUGCAAAGAAGGGCAGAUGGGUAAAAAUAUAAAAAAGCAGACAUUGAAUAUCCCUUUGCGCAUGGGGAAGUUAUUAAUUACUCUUUGGAUGGUGUAUCAAUACACCCAGUCACUACAAAGAUACAGGCGUCCUUCCUAAAUCAGUUGCCGGAGAGGAAGGAAACCAUUCAGGGAUUUCAUGAUGAGGCCAAUGGUGACUUUAAAAUGGUUACAGAGUUUAAUGGCUGUGAUCGGAGAGAACUGAGGAUGGUUCAACAACAUUGUAGUUACCUCACAAUACCAACCUAAAUUACAGAGUGAAAAGAAGGAAGCCUGUACAGAAUAAAAAAUAUUCCAAAAACAUCCAUCCUGUUUGCAACAAGGCACUAAAGUAAAACUGCAAAGAAAUUAACUUUAUGUCCUGAAUACAAAGCAUUAUGUUUGGGGCAAAUCAAACGCAUCACUGAGUACCACUCUUCAUUUAUAUUUUACAUGUUAGUCAUUUAGCAGACGCUCUUAUCCAGAGCGACUUACAGUUAGUGAGUGCAUACAUUUUUCAUACUGGCCCCCCGUGGGAAACGAACCCACAACCCUGGCGUUGCAAGCGCCAUGCUCUACCAACUGAGCUACAGGGGACGUAUUUUCAAGCAUGGUGGUGGCUGCAUCAUGUUAUGGGUAUGCUUGUCAUCGGCAAGGACUAGGAAGUUUUUUUAGGAUAAAAACGGAAUAGAGCUAAGCGCAUGCAAAAUCCUAGAGGAAAACCUGGUUCUGUUGCUUUCCAACAAACACUGGGAGACAAAUUCACUUUUCAGCAGGAAAAUAACCUAAAACACAAGGCCAAAUCUACAGUGGAGUUGCUUACCAAGACUAGUUUUGACUUAAAUCAGUUUGAAAAUCUAUGGCAUGACUUGAAAAUGGCUGUCUAGCAAUGAUCAACAUCCAACUUGACAGAGCUUGAAGAAUUUUAAAAAGAAUAAUGUGCAAAUAUUGUACAAUCGAGGUGUGCAAAGCUCUGACUUACCCAGAAAGACUCACAGCUGUAAUUGUUGCCAAAGUUAAUUCUAACAUGUAUUGACUCAGGGGUGUGAAUUCUUAUGUAAAUGAGAUAUUUCUGUAUUUCAUUUUCAAAAAAUUUGUAAUUAGUCAGGCUGUAACACAACAAAAUUGGAAUAAGUCAAGGGGUAUGAAUACAGGCACUGUACAGUGGGGAAAAAAAGUAUUUAGUCAGCCACCAAUUGUGCAAGUUCUCCCACUUAAAAAGAUGAGAGAGGCCUGUAAUUUUCAUCAUAGGUACACGUCAAUGACAGACAAAAUGAGGGAAAAAAAUCCAGAAAAUCACAUUGUAGGAUUUUUUAUGAAUUUAUUUGCAAAUUAUGGUGGAAAAUAAGUAUUUGGUCAAUAACAAAAGUUUCUCAAUACUUUGUUAUAUACCCUUUGUUGGCAAUGACACAGGUCAAACGUUUUCUGUAAGUCUUCACAAGGUUUUCACACACUGUUGCUGGUAUUUUGGCCCAUUCCUCCAUGCAGAUCUCCUCUAGAGCAGUGAUGUUUUGGGGCUGUCGCUGGGCAACAUGGACUUUCAACUCCCUCCAAAGAUUUUCUAUGGGGUUGAGAUCUGGAGACUGGCUAGGCCACUCCAGGACCUUGAAAUGCUUCUUACGAAGCCACUGCUUCGUUGCCCGGGCGGUGUGUUUGGGAUCAUUGUCAUGCUGAAAGACCCAGCCACGUUUCAUCUUCAAUGCCCUUGCUGAUGGAAGGAGGUUUUCACUCAAAAUCUCACGAUACAUGGCCCCAUUCAUUCUUUCCUUUACACGGAUCAGUCGUCCUGGUCCCUUUGCAGAAAAACAGCCCCAAAGCAUGAUGUUUCCACCCCCAUGCUUCACAGUAGGUAUGGUGUUCUUUGGAUGCAACUCAGCAUUCUAUGUCCUCCAAACACGACGAGUUGAGUUUUUACCAAAAAGUUAUAUUUUGGUUUCAUCUGACCAUAUGACAUUGUCCCAAUCCUCUUCUGGAUGUACUCUAGCAAACUUCAGACGGGCCUGGACAUGUACUGGCUUAAGCAGGGGGACACGUCUGGCAUUGCAGGAUUUGAGUCCCUGGCGGCGUAGUGUGUUACUGAUGGUAGGCUUUGUUACUUUGGUCCCAGCUCUCUGCAGGUCAUUCAUUAGGUCCCCCCGUGUGGUUCUGGGAUUUUUGCUCACCGUUCUUGUGAUCAUUUUGACCCCACGGGGUGAGAUUUUGCGUGGAGCCCCAGAUCGAGGGAGAUUAUCAGUGGUCUUGUAUGUCUUCCAUUUCCUAAUAUUUGCUCCCACAGUUGAUUUCUUCAAACCAAGCUGCUUACCUAUUGCAGAUUCUGUCUUCCCAGCCUGGUGCAGGUCUACAAUUUUGUUCCUGGUGUCCUUUGACAGCUCUUUUGUCUUGGCCAUAGUGGAGUUUGGAGUGUGACUGUUUGAGGUUGUGGACAGGUGUCUUUUAUACUGAUAACAAGUUCAAACAGGUGCCAUUAAUACAGGUAACGACUGGAGGACAGAGGAGCCUCUUAAAGAAGAAGUUACAGGUCUGUGAGAGCCAGAAAUCUUGCUUGUUUGUAGGUGACCCAAAUACUUAUUUUCCACCAUAAUUUGCAAAUAAAUUCAUUAAAGAUCCUACAAUGUGAUCUUCUGGAUUUUUUUUUCUCAUUUUGUCUGUCAUAGUUGACGUGUACCUAUGAUGAAAAUUACAGGCCUCUCUCAUCUUUUUAAGUGGGAGAACUUGCACAAUUGGUGGCUGACUAAAUACUUUUUUUCCCCACUGUACAUCUUUACAUAUAUAGUUAUUGAUUGCCUUAUUCUUUGAGAUUCAAAAGUAGGACAAAGUCAGGUUUUGCUGCACUACUGAAUUAAGUAUUAUAAAUGAGCGUGUGUGGAAUGACCUAUAUAUUAAUGUAUUUUUAUACCUCUGUUGUUCAUCAGGUAGCAAAAGCAUCUUUUCAAAGGCAGAACGAUCCUCUGGACGCUGCCAUAUUCUAUCUCGCUAUGAAAAAGAAAGCGGUGGUCUGGGGACUGUACAGGUAAUGUCUUUGAGAAGUUCUUGAAUAUCAUUCCCCAAAACCCUUGACAAGAUUGGAACAAUUCUUUCACAUUCUAGAAAGUCUAAUGACAACCUUUGUUGUACCGUCAAGGUCUCAGAAGAAUGUCAAAAUGACAGCUUUCUUCAGCAACAACUUCAGUGAGGACCGGUGGAGAAUGGCUGCCUUAAAGAACGCCUUCUCUCUGCUGGGGAAGCAGCGCUUCCAGCACUCUGCAGCUUUCUUCCUACUGGCAGGCUCCCUCAAGGAUGCUGUGGAGGUAAAAAUGUCCUCAUAUUGCUGUAAGCAGAUAGAUCUGAUGUCCUUAGUGUGCCACCUUUUUCAUACAAAGAUUUUCAGGAGAGAGGUAGCUACAGUACCUCUUUUUCUUCUUAAAUAAUAAAAUACAAAUGUGUGUUUUUGAGCAUUUUAUGCAAAUGACGUCUGGCCAGGCCAAGGGUAGAGGUGACCUUGUUUGAUAUUCCUGUGAGGUAAUUCUCCGUGCUGCUACUGCAAUUGCUUUCAACAGUAAUGCUCGGUGGGGGUCGGCUUGCCUUGUACAGGUUUGCCUGGAAAAGAUGCAGGACCUGCAGCUGGCCCUGGUAAUCUCCCGGCUAUACGAGUCCGAGUUUGAGACGUCCUCCACCUACAAGCGCAUCCUGCAGAAGCACGUGCUGGGCCAAGCCUGCCAGCUGCCUGCCCACCAGGACCCUUUCCUGCGCAGCAUGGCCUACUGGGUACUGGAGGACUACAGCCGGGCACUUCACACUCUGCUGGGGCAGCCUGCUGCCCCAAACCCAGGCUCCUUCACUCAGGCUGGCCACAGCACUCAGCCUGGUAGUAGUCCGAGAAUGAUCUUUUUCACUUCGUAGAUUUGUGGUUCAAUCAUUUUGUAGGUUAUUUGGAGGUCAAUUAAUGAUAGAGCUGUGCUUUGCAGGUACCUCAUCCAUGUCCCCUUCUAACCCUGAGGUUUUCAACUUCUACACCUACCUCCGGACACAUCCGCUAUUGCUGCGCCGCCACUUCGGCUCGUCUGAGAAGGCCAGAGUUGGUCUGACGGCGGAAGGCCGCAUGGCCCACUCCAUAAGCCUGGUGGAGAGGAGGCUGUUCUUCACGGCAGCCUACGCUCACCUGCAGGCUGGCUGCCCAUGCUGGCCCUGGAGGUCCUCUCCAAAAUGCCCAAAGUCCUCAAAAGAUCCAAGCUCCACCAGGACGAUCCCACCAACCCCGACCUGAGCGAGACGAAAAAGGUGCAGGCGUCAGAGUUGGACUGGUCUCAGCCCGUCUUGAACGGGUUCAAGUCUGUGUCGGAUAGCUUGUCCAACUGCCAGUCGGACUCUGUGCUGAGUUUUGACUGGAGCGAGCCCUCUGUGGCCGUUCAGGAUGAAGCCCUGGAGCUGAAAUGGAACAGCGACGAGGAGGAGGACGAUGAUUAUGAACCACAGGGCUUGGCAAUGAAAAACACCAGCACUGAUAACAACAGCAGCGUCUUCCAGGAACGCCAUCUCUCUUUUGACGGAGACACCGCUAGAAGAAGACGACAUCCUAUUGCCCUCGGAGGACAUCCUGGCCGCUCAGCUCAAGUUCAGCGCAUGCCUGAAGAUCCUGACCACAGAACUACAGACGCUGUCCACGGGGUACGAGCUGGACAGGGGGAAGCUGGGCUACCAGCUGUGCCAGUGGCUGGAGAGGGAGGUGGUUGCCCUGCAGAGGUGCUGCAACCCUGCCUGCCGGAGCUGGCCCAGAGCAUGGAAGGACCAGGGGGAGAGGAGGAGGUCCAGGCCCAGCCUGGAGAGGCCCAGUGCACCCGCAGAUACUGGCUUCAGAGCAACCAGCCUCUCCUGCGCAUGUUCCUCAGCUACUGCAGCCUGCACGGCUCCCACGGGGGAAGGCCUGGCCUCCGUGCGCAUGGUGCUCAUCCUGCUGCUGCAGAAGUCCCAACAGGUACAGCACAAUGUAUGUUGUCAAUCUUACACAUAGGCUGCAUGUUGUCAAUCUUAUCAUAAAUAGGAGCAAAUGGAUACAAUAUCCGCAUACUAGUAAUUAAACCCUUCAAACAAAAAACUAUCUUAGUUGUGAGGCACUUGCAUCUCAGUACUUGACAGCAAGUUCUCAGAGGAGGGAUAGGAAGGAAGCAUAACUACACAAACACUGAAGCGAAGAACCGUAACAAAACAAAAGAGUGUUGUUUUAGUCUGAGCCUGGUGUUUGCCUUAAAGCAGCAAACCGUGGUUUCCAGCGGGUGGCUUGGGGUUUCAUGUAGCUGAUAGGUGACAUCUCCAGUGUGUGGCUGUGACAGGCGGGGCUGAUUCUCAUUCUCUGCUCUCUUCCCUUCUGAGAGGCCUCGUCCUACAUUUAGGGAGAUUUGGAGAAAUAUGCUUCGCGUCACAGACACCAGGAACACACACUACUCUCCUCUGAAGCCUUCGGAACAUCAAAUGCUCCUGUCAUACCACGACAGGAACUCCUCUGACUCGUCUGUCUGAUUACUUACUAAAGCAGCAAGUCUCUGAUCUGACGCGUGAACCGCAUUUGCUAUAUUUAUUUCCACGCUUCGCUUUGAGAGUUGUUUGUUAGGAUGUUUAUUCAGUUUAUGUAUUUUCUUUGUUAGUGUGUGUGUGUGCGCAUGUGUGUGCUGACGGUCUUCAUUCAGUCACGCCAUACUACUUUAUGUCCGCAGGAUGACCGUGUCCAGAUGGCCAUAGUCCCCUACCUCCCCAUCUCUCUCCUGCUGGCGUACACUGCCAGCGCCAAAACGGUGGUGGCCAACCCCAUCGUCCAUCUGACCAACCACACCCACGACAUCCUGCACACCAUAAACGCACUGGACUCCCCGCCACACCCAGACGUCAUCAACAACGAGGUCAGACACAUGCUUAUACACCCAAGGCUAUCAUGCACUUUCUUGAACUACACACAAAGAUCAUGUUAAUACAUUUGGUAGUAAUGUGCUUUAAAUAUGAGAACAGGGGGCAAAAAUAGUCAGAAGCGUUUGAGUUUAGAUUUUGUGAUGUAGAGAUCAAUUAUUGGGUGAGUUGAUGGAUUGGAGGGAGUGUUCCACUGAUCCUAAUGUAUCUGAUGUAUGAAUUCCUCCUGCUCUUUCAGAUCUAUGUGACGCACACACUGGCAGCCUCACUGUCCGCCUGCAUAUACCAGUGUCUUGUGACGGCCACAACUACAGGUGAGUCUGGAUCCUAACACCCACCUCUUUGCUCUGUGCACUUGAUAUCUGUACUAGAAUGUCACAUAACCAUAACCAUGCUGGGAAAUGCACAUUAGGCAACAUUUCAGACAUUUGAACUACACGGUGCAUCUGAUCUUGACAAUCUACCUCUCAGUGUAUGUAAUAAUCAUACAAUUAUGAAUUAUAAUUAUAAUGUUAUCUGAUCCUAGAACAGCAACAAGGAAAAAGUGUGUAAAGUUAAGUAGAGCUUUUUUACUUACUCGUUUAGUGGUUGGAAUGACCUUAUUAAAAUAGGACCCAUGUGACCAGGGCUCGAGACUAACUUCUUUCAUCACCGUCCUGAAGUGUGAUUUCAACCGCCCCAAUUAAAAUACUUACUUUUUUAAAAAAUGAUUUGAUAUGCCAACAUGGGUCUACUUUAGGACCUAGGUUUAAAAGCCUAAUAAGAGUAGCCUACUACUGAAAUAGAUAAAUGGGGCUGUCAACUGAGCCAGAAAUGUGCAUAACAAAAUGUGCCUCAUUGGAAUAAUAUUCAAAUCUAUUUUGCAUAAAUGUUCAUAAAUAAUUAGCCUACAUGUCAAAGUGUAGCCUAGGUGCAGUGGUGGUCAGUGCUGUUUAAGAUGAGGGAGGAUGAAAUUUGAGUAAUCAAGGUGACAGAAAUUGAUACAUUCAAUACCGCCUUGCACACUCUUGCCUGCAUCUAGCUGAUCUAGGGUGUAAUCAUUAGUCCAACAGUUGUAAACGAGAGUUUCUAUUGGACAAAUUCUGGUAUAUUUAUCUCAGUUCCGUUUGCUUUCGUUUAUGAACGUUUUUCAACAGAAUCGGUGGAAUGAAUGCACCCCUCAUCAUACGCAAAUACAGUUCACUGUAAUAGCAGCCACAUUAAAAAACAUGAAUCCUUUGAUCGUUGUAUUCUUUCUCGCAUCUACACGCUCUCCUCUCACCUUUUCUCUUCGCUUGUGGAAUUCAGUGCACAACACAUCAGCUUCCUGUGACCAGGCGAAAAAAGCUUUCCAAGCCAAACCAUAUCAUAACCGCUAACCGCUACACACAACCUACAUCUUUGUCACCAUAUUACUGUCAUAGUCAACAUAGCUACUAGAAUUCAUGUGUUAGUAAACCCCCUACAAUCAUUUUUAUGUAGUACAGUGUAAAGUAAGUAGCAAGCAGUUUAGGAGUUACGUACUCCAGGUACGUUUCGUUCAGAUCAAAUGGUCACGAGCGGCGAGAAAGACCAGGGCCUAUUGCGCAACGCACACAUCACCCACCUUGCAAUCUGAGUGGAGGCAGUCAGCAUUGUUAAACAACACUGAACAAACAUAUAAACGCAACAUGAAAGUGUUGGUCCCAUGUUUCAUAAGCUGAAAUAAAGCUUCUCUAGCAUAAGCCACCUCAGUCAUUUUAGAGAAUUUGGUAGUGCGUCCAACCGACCUCACAACAGCAGACCACAUGUAUGGCGUUGUGUGGGCGAGCAGUUUGUUCACAACAUUGACAUCAGCAGAGUGCCCCAUGUUAGCGGUGGGGUUAUGGUAUGGGCAGGCAAGCUACGGACAAUGAACACAAUUGCAUUUUAUCGAUGGCAAUUUGAAUGCACAGAGAUACCAUGAUGAGAUUCUGAGGCCUAUUGUCGUACCAUUCAUCAACUGCCAUCACCUCAUGUUUCAGCAUGGUAAUGCACGGCCCCAUGUCGCAACAAUCUGUGCACAAUUCCUGGAAGUUGAAAAUGUCCCAGUUCAUCCAUGGCCUGUAUACUCACCAGACAUGUCACCCAUUGAGCAUGUUUGGGAUGCUCAGGAUCUACUUGUACGACAGCGUGUUCCAGUUUCCGCCAAUAUCCAGCAACUUCGCAUAGCCAUUGAAGAGUAGUGGGACAACGUUCCACAGGCCACAAUCAACAGCCUGAUCAACUCAAUGCGAAGGAGAUGUCGCGCUGCAUGAGGCAAAUGGUGGUCACACCAGAUACUGACUGGUUUUCUGAUCCACGCCCCUAUCUUUUUUUAAAGAUAUCUGUGACCAACAGAUGCAUAUCUGUAUUCUUAGUCAUGUGAAAUCCAUAGAUUAGGUGCCGAAUACAUUUCAUUUCAAUUGACUGAUUUCCCUAUAUGAACUGUAACUCAGUCAAAUCUUUGAAAUUGUUGCAUGUUCCGUUUAUAUUUUUGUUCAGUGUGUGUGUGUGUAUGUACGUGUGUAUGUGUGUGUGUGUGUGUAUAUAUAUAUACCCAUUGAUUCUUAAAGAAUAUAACCCAGAAAUGCCUCAUAAGCUUAGUUCAACAGCCAUACCCCUUCAGAACCCAAAAUAUAAGCUUGUUUUACGCCAAUGUUUGUAAACACUAUAAUUUUGAUAUCAUGGAUGGUCAGUCCUUGUAUCCAUGGCUCUAUGAAUUUGAGAGUGGUUACAUUUCUCCAACCCCAUCCUUCAGCUUUUUACUAAAACAGGGGCGGGGAUUGGCCUUUGUUAUUGUUUCAACUGCUGAUUGCCGCUUUAAGAUGCUUUUAGGAAACCGGGCCCUGAUCUGUUGCAUCAGCCUCAUUGAUAAAAAAAAAAAUUUACAGCGGUUGAAUGAAUUUUGGAUCUAUUGUCCCUCCACCUGCCCUUGGCAUUUCAAAGCCCACAGAUCUGUAAAUGAGUGCGUACUUUGUUUUGAACUGUGCCCAACAGUUCCUCCUCUCGUGUGUACAAUGAAGCGAUGCAGUCAGACUAAAUUAGCUUUUUCUAAUUGAACACCCCCUUUGUUAUGCUAAUGCUUUUUAAAAAAUCCCACCACAGUCGUGUCAGAGGUUUGUCGAAAAGGUUCACUCUAAAGUUAACCCACAGUCGGUGAUUCCGUCUGGCGAACAUCUGAAAAGCUUUGUUAGCUUUUUAUAUUGUCUCACUGCAGACUACAUGAUUCCAUAUGUGUUAUUUCAUAGUUUUGAUGUCUUCACUAUUAUUCUACAAUGUAGAAAAUAGUAAAAAUAAAGAAACCCUUGAAUCAGUAGGUGUUCUUAAACUUUCGACCGGUACUGUAUGUUAUUUACGUAAGUAUUCAGACCCUUUGCUAUGAGACUCGAAAUUGAGCUCAGGUGCAUCCUGUUUCCAUUGAUCAUCCUUGAUGUUUCUACAACUUGAUUGGAGUCCACCUGUGGUAUAUUCAAUUGAUUGGUCAUGAUUUGUAAAGGCACACCUGUCUAUAUAAGGUCCCACAGUUGACAGUGCAUGUCAGAGCAAAAACCAAGCCAUGAGGUCGAAGGAAUUGUCCGUAGAGCUCCGAGACAGGAUUGUGUCGAGGCACAGAUCGGCUGAAGGGUACCAAACAUUUCUGCAGCAUUGAAGUUCCCCAAGAACACAGUGGCCUCCAUCAUUCUUAAAUGGAAGAAGUUUGGAACCACCAAGACUCUUCCUAGAGCUGGCCGCCCGGCCAAACUGAGCAAUCGAUGGAGAAGGGUCUUGGUCAGGGAGGUGACCAAGAACCCGAUGGUCACUGACAGAGCUCCAUAGUUCCUCUGUGGAGAUGGGAUACCCUUCCAGAAAACAACCAUCUCUGCAGCACUCCACCAAUCAGGCCUUUAUGGUGGAGUGGCCAGAUGGAAGCCACUCCUCAGUAAAAGGCACACGACAGCCCGCUUGGAGUUUGCCAAAAGGCACCUAAAGGACUCUGACCAUGAGAAAUAAGAUUCUCUGGUCUGAUGAAAUCAAGAUUGAACUCUUUGGCCUGAAUGCCAAACGUCACAUCUGGAGCAAACCUGGCACCAUCCCUACGGUGAAGCAUGGUGGUGGCAGCAUCAUGCUGUGGGGAUGUUUUUCAGCGGCAGGGACUGGGAGACUAGUCAUUAUUGAGGGAAACAUGAACGGAGCAAAGUACAGAGAGAUACUUGAUGAAAACCUGCUCCAGAGCGCUCAGGACCUUAGACUGGGGCGAAGGUUCACCUUCCAACAGGACAACAACACUAAACACACAGCCAAGACAAUGCAGGAGUGGCUUCGGGACAAGUCUCUGAAUGUCCUUGAUUGGCCUAGCCAGAGCCCGGACUUGAAUCCAAACUAACAUCUCUGGAGAGACCUGAAAAUAGCUGUGCAGCGACGCUCCCCAUCCAGUCUGACAGUGCUUGAGAGGAUCUGCAGAGAAGAAUGGGAGAAACUCCCCAAAAACAGGAGUGCCAAGCUUGUAGGGUCAUACCCAAGAAGAUUCAAGGCUGUAAUCGCUGCCAAAGGUGCUUCAACAAAGUACUGAGUAAAGGGUCUGAAUACUUAUGUAAAUGUGAUAUUUCUGGGUUUUUAAAAAAUAUAUAUUUGCAAAAAGUUCUAAAAACCUGUUUUUGAUAUGUCAUUAUGGGGGAUUGUGUGUAGAUUGAUGAGGGGAUCUUUUUUAAAAUCCAUUUUAGAAUAAGGCUGUAAAGUAACAAAAUGUGGAAAAAGUCAAGGGGUCUGAAUACUUUCCGAAUGCGCUGUACAUAUAGCAAUUUCCCCUUGUUCACAUAUCCAUGGAACUUCCCCUUCCUUUAUGCUUAAUGACCUGGGUGUCCUUGAUUUGUUUUUGUGUCCCAGCCAUGUGAAUCAGUUCACAGGGAUAGUGUACCAGAGUAUCCUUCUCUCCCAGCACCACCCGGUACGCACCGUGAGCAUGGAGGAGACUGUCCUGCUCAACACCUCCCCAGCACAGUGGCCAGGUAAACCCACUUCCACAACACACCUCUGUCAUUUCACAGAGAUGAGCCCCAUGUAUCAUGUCUGGAGAACCAUCGCUACAUCAACGCCACGGUCGUCAACAUUUAGUCCUAAACAUACAACCUUAAAGGAUCACUUUACAAAAAGAAAAAGUUGUAUUUGAUUUAUUAAGUGCACUGUUGAUAUGGUCUUAAAAUGUUGCAUGUCAGCAGUAAAGUUUUCAAGCACUUUCAGUAAAAAGCAAGAAGUGUGAGGAUUAGUUUUGAUGCUUUAAUCCUACUCAAUUCAUUUUCUCUCUCUCCCUCACUCACCAUCUCUCUCUUUCUCUGUGUUUUAGGUAUCGGUGCUCUGAUCCUCCUGGUGAAGAGAGCCAGCCCGGCCUGGCCGUGUUACUGUGUGAGAUCCUGACGGCCGUCUUCCUCAUCCUGUUUGUACACGGCCUGGCGACCCACUCCAGCAACGAGCUGUUCCGCAUCGUAGCCCACCCGCUCAACAGCAAGCUGUGGGUGGCCGUGUUCGGAGGGGGGGCAUGCACCCCCGUCACAGAGAAGCCCAGCCCGGCCAAGUCACCCCCAGGUCUGCUAUCCGUGUGCGGGUAGUGUGUGUGUGUGUGUGUGUGUGUGUGUGUGUGUGUGUGUGCACAAGCCAGAUGUUAGAGGCUGAUGUUGCUGGAAUGAAGGGCGGGCAACUCCGGGCCUUGUGGUCCCCAGUGUGUGCAGGUUUUUGUUCCAGCCCAGUAUGAACUCCCCCGAUUCAAAGAAUAAUGGUCUGUUGAAGAUCAUGGUUGGUUGAAUUGGGUGUAUUACAGCUGGGCUGGAACAACAGCUUACACACACUGCAGCUCUUGUAGCCCACCUAUACUGUAACUAGAUCUCAUUCAUAUCUUGAAUUAUGUCAGUCUUACACACCUAUUAUAAAUCAUGACUACACUGAAAAAUGGCAAGUCCACUACAUCAAAUGUGUGUGUGGUUCAGUCUCAACAGCCAGUGAGGGGUCAGACAGGAAGUAUAAGCGGUUCAAGCUGCUGUCGUCACGCAGUGCCUCCAGAGAGGGGCCAGCCAGCUCCGUGGUGGAGCAAGAGACCUCCAUCUUCAAAGAGCACUUUGUCUCCCCGGAGCUCAGCAUCUCUCUGGGGAAGAUAUGCUUGUUUUCUGUGUACUUUGAGUUGAAAGUACUGUUCUUAAUGUCACAGAGGAAUGCUGGUGUGUUCUGAGAGAAGUUUUUUUAAGGGUUUGUGUUUUGUGUGUGUGCACGUCUGUGUGUUAGAUCUACCCGUGGUCUCUCCUCUGUGACGCGGUGCUGAAGACACUGCAGCGCUGGGAGCAGGUGUUGCUGAAGAGGCUGGAGAUCUUCGGGGGGCCGCCCUCCAAGUACAUCUCAACACACCCUCUGGACAAGACUGGUGCCUCGGGCUCCGUCAUCCUCAGACACAAAGCCAUGUUUGAGCCCUCCAACACACCCUUCAGGGGUGCUCGAAACACAUCUCCAAACGGGAAUUCUCUGUAUAUUGAUAAAUCGUUUGCCAUAACAUUCAGUAAUUGUAUGUUUUCGGUAUGCCACAGAAUGCCAUAAAUUCUUAUUGGAAGUGAGCCUGUGUGAGCUAUCUAACCGAGGGGAGUGUUGUGUUGUGUGGCUGCAGGUCCAGUCACCACUCUGCCCUGCCUGUGAAGAGGCUGUGGCAGUACCUGGUCAAACAGGAGAAGGUGCAGGAGACCUUCAUCCGCAACAUUUUCACAAAGAAACGAGACCAAAACGAGGUAGCUACCGCUUCGCUUUGCCCACCCACUGCAUGCUGCAGACAGCUGAGCACUUGCACAUUGAAAACUGUCACUGAAUAAAAUCUAAAACAGCUCUUCUAGUCCCAGAGAGAGUGUCAUUACCUUUGUAUGUCAUUGUUGAUGCAUUUGUGCUUUUUGUUUUGCAUGCCCCUUUUAUUUGUAUCCUAAUUGCCUUUUUACAUUUUGGUGUAUAAUAUUUUUCAACCCUGAUAAUUAACCGUCUAAUUCUAGAUUUGUGUGUUUACUGUUGACUCUGCAUGAAUCGUCACAUUGUUUUGUCUGAUUGUGGGAUUCUCAAAUUAUUAAGUCGGUUGAGGACCACAAUGAAAAUGACAAAUGUUCAGGGAUGGAGGAGCCUUGCUGCAACCCAGGUACUGCUUUGGAUCAUUUUGGUGGUGGGGGUUUAUGGGUUGUAAUUAUCAUGUUGAUUGACCAGUAAAACCAUCCAGUUUUCUUCCUGUGUUUUAUUGACAACUGUGCAAUACGAAAGUCUAUUUCCGCCUCCACUUCAAUGUCUAUUUCUUCUGGUUUUGAUUGGACUUGAAGAUUAUAUCAUAAAAUUCAUGAACACGAUGUCAUUUAAGAUAUGUAGAUAAAAAAUAUAUUAGUGGAUUAAUUUAAUUCUACCUAAUGCCUUUUAUGAAGCUUUUCGAUUGUGGCUUCGUUAUUGUGCGGUUUGCCUUGAAGACCAUUUUAAAAAAACUAAAAAAGAGUGGAAACUGACAUCUCACUUUCCCAACUUAUUAUUCAUUUGGCAAAUUUCCUAAAUUCUUUGAAUUAAUUAAACGAAUUAGUUAAGCAAUUUGGCCCAUUUAAAAAUAAAGCAGCAAUGGUUUUAUUGAAAUGUUAUUAGUAUGAGCUUAAUAAGUGGAUCACAAAGGCAAUCGGAGAUCUUAAUGAAUUUUAUAGUGCACAGCUUAAAGGAUGUUGGCAAUGAGGCCCUUUAUCUAUUUCCCCAGAGUCUGAUGAACAAAUGCAUACCAGUUUUAUGUCUGUGUCCAGUAUGAAGGAAGUUGGAGGUACUGUAGUUUUGUGAGCCAAUGCUAACUAGUGUUAGCGCAGUGACUUGAAGAUUGCUAGCGAUAUAUAAAUGGUAUCCACGAGUUCAUCUGACUCUGGGGAAGUAGCUAAAGGGCCUCAUUGCCAAAAUCCCAAAGUAUCCCUUUAAUUAAGAAUUGAAAAAAUAUAUGUACUGUCACAGUAUAGCACUAUAUGAAAGACUUUACCAUGCUUUCAUCUGAAAGUGAUAGUAGAUUCACCACAUAUACAGUCCUGUGGGUAUAUAUGGUGUGAAUUUACCUCAUAAAACAUUUUCAGAAUUAAUUAUUUUACAUUACUCUGUGAUACAAAUUGUCUAUACUGGAUUAGGUUACCAUAGUGCCUCCCAUAGCUCACUAACUAAUUACACAGAAUGUGCAGAGGAGAGUGAUACUCUCAUGAAGUCUAAUAGGUUCUGAUUAGCAGGCUCACAGUGUCACGAUGAAUGUUCAUCAGGUUAAGAUUAAGUCCUAUGUGAAAAUGGUAUGUCACCAUAUUUAGAUCUCACAGUCAAGCAGAACACUCUUGACAGGAAAAUGUGGUCUUUUCCAUUUAAAUAAUUGUGAUGUAGAAUGUAAUUCAACCUAAUGUUCUAUAAAAGCCUCUGUCCUCGCGUCAUUAUAUCUCUAUACAUUAUACAAUAAUACGCCCAUCUCAUUGGCUCUAUAUGUGCUAUGUCUCUUAUACUGAGGAUUGUCAAAGGCCAUGCUAACAAUCGCACUAAUCCUGAUAUAACUGUGUGGCCUUGAUGCUCUAUAGUCUCUCAACCUGUAGCCCUGAGGCAAAGCUCUAUUACAGAUACACACGUCAUCCUCCCACCAGAGAUGGGCAUGAGUUGUCCAUUCAUCUCCCACCACUGUUCCUUUAGGUCACACUUUAAUCUUUCAGAUGUGCAGAGAAUGCAGAAUGAUUCAUGUGUUGCUCUACAGGUCGAUGCAGAUCUGGGCUACCCCAGAGGCAAGGCCCGAAUCAUCCACAAGGAGUCGGACAUCACUACUGCCUUCGCCAUCAACAAGGUACCACACAUGUUAUAGGAUAGGUUAGGAUGAACUUUAAUGUCCCAAGGGGGAAGUUGUCUUAGACACACAGUACUGCUGUAUACAAAAUAGACACAGCCUGGAGGUGUGUUGGGUCAUUGUCCUGUUGAAAAACAAAUGAUAGUCCCACUAAGCCCAAACCAGAUGGGAUGGCGUAUUGCUGCAGAAUGCUGUGGUAGCCAUGCUGGUUAAGUGUGCCUUGAAUUCUAAAUAGAAGUGUUUCGGCCCUCCAGGACCGGAAUUGAAGAACCCUGCCCUACACCCACAGCAGCCCAGGGACGCCCAUCAACAUGCCCUGGCUCGGGGGCCUGCAGACGGGGAGAGGUGCUGCCGUGGUGAGGCGCUGCCGUGGUGAGGCACAUGGAGCCUUUACUGUGGUUCCUUGUUUUUACCAAUGAUAUACAGUGCAACACAAUGCAGUAAAUUCUACUCAUUCUACAUGACCAAAAGUAUGUGGACAUCUGCUCGUUGAACCAGUAGCUCUAUUUUUGUCUCAUCAGACCACAUGACCUUCUCCCAUUCCUCCUCCGGAUCAUCCAGAUGGUCAUUGGCAAACUUCAGACGGGCCUGGACAUGCACUGGCUUGAGCAGGGGGACCUUGCGUGCGCUGCAGGAUUUUAAUCUAUGACGGCGUAGUGUGUUACUAAUAGUUUUCUUUGAGACUGUGGUCCCAGCUCUCUUCAGGUCAUUGACCAGGUCCUGCCGUGUAGUUCUGGGCUGAUCCCUCACCUUCCUCAUGAUCAUUGAUGCACCACGAGGUGAGAUAUUGCAUGGAGCCCCAGACCGAGGGUGAUUGACCGUCAUCUUGAACUUCUUCCAUUUUCUAAUAAUUGCGCCAACAGUUGUUGCCUUCUCACCAAGCUGCUUGCCUAUUGUCCUGUAGCCCAUCCCAGCCUUGUGCAGGUCUACAAUUUUAUCCCUGAUGUCCUUACACAGCUCUCUGAUCUUGGCCAUUGUGGAGAGGUUGGAGUCUGUUUGAUUGAGUGUGUGGACAGGUGUCUUUUAUACAGGUAACGAGUUCAAACAGGUGCAGUUAAUACAGGUAAUCAGUGGAGAACAGGUCUGUGAGAGCCGGAAUUCUUACUGGUUGGUAGGUGAUCAAAUACUUAUGUCAUGCAAUAAAAUGCAAAUUAAUUACAUAAAAAUCAUACAAUGUGAUUUUCUGGAUUUUUGUUUUAGAUUCCGUCUCUCACAGUUGAAGUGUACCUAUGAUAAAAAUGACAGACCUCUACAUGCUUUGUAAGUAGGAAAACCUGCAAAAUCGGCAGUGUAUCAAAUACUUGUUCUCCCCACUGUAAUUCCAAAAUCAUGGGCAUUCAUAUGGAGUUGGUCCCCCUUUUGCUGCUGUAACAGCCUCCACUCUUCUGGGAAGGCUUUCCACUAGAUGAUGGAACAUUGCUGCGGGGAAUUGCUUCCAUUCAGCCACAAAUGAGUGAGGUCGGGCACUGAUGGUGGGCGAUUAGGCGUGGCUCGCAGUCUGUGUUCUUAUUCAUCCCAAAGGUGUUCAAUGGGAUUGAGGUCAGGGCUCUGUGCAGGCCAGUCAAGUUCUUCCACACCUAUCUCGACAAACCAUUUCUGUAUGGACCUCGCUUUGUGCACAGAGGCAUUGUCAUACUAAACAGGAAAAGGCCUUCCCCAAACUGUUGCCACAAAGUUGGAAGCACAGAAUCGUCUAGAAUGUCACUGUAUGUUGUAGCAUUAAGAUUUCCCUUCACUGAAACUAAGGGGCCUAGCCCGAACCAUGAAAAACAGCCCCAGACCAUUACUACUCCUCCACCAAACUUUACAGUUGGCACUAUGCAUUCGGGCUGGUAGCGUUCUGGCAUCCACCAAACCCAGAUUCGUUUGUUGACUGCCAGAUGGUGAAACGUGAUUCAUCACUCCAGAGAACUCAUUUCCUCGGCCAUGGAAACCCAUUUCAUGAAGCUCCCGACGAACAGUUAUUGUUCUGACGUUGCUUCCAGAAGCAGUUUGGAACUUGGUAGUGAAUGUUGCAACCGAGGACAGACAAUUUUUUACGUGCUUCAGCACUCGGCGGUCCCGUUGUGUGCCACUUCGCGGCUGAGCCGUUGUUGCUCCUAGACAAUUCCACUUCACAAUAACAGCACUUACAGUUGACUGGGGCAGCUCUAGCAAGGCAGAAAUUUGACGAACUGACUUGUUGGAAAGGAGGCAUCCAAUGAUGGUGCCACAUUGAAAGUCGCUGAGCUCUUCAGUAAGGCCAUUCUACUGCCAAUGUUUGUCUAUGGAGAUUGCAUGGCUGUGUGCUCGAUUUUAUACACCUGUCAGCAACGGGUGUGGCUGAAAUAGCCGAAUCCACUAAUUUGAAGGGGUGUCCAUAUACUUUUGUAUAUAUAAUGUAUGUCUUGUAGAGUUUCGGUCGAAGUAUCAUGUCCUUGUAUUAUCUCGUGCAGCUCAUCAAAAGGAACAUCAACAAUGUGAGAAGGAUGACCUCCCACCCUACCUUGCCUUACUGUAAGUAGAUGUGGAAUGAUUCCUGCUUUCAUACAGUUACUGGAAACUCCACGUCUGUGUGUACCAUGUCUAUUUUAUUUAGUCCUGAAUGUUCUCAUCCGUCCCUUAUGCUAAUAUUCCAAGAAUUUACACAGUUUGCUUAUUCAUCAAUAAUACAUUGGGAUUGGGGAAUCGCAUUGUUAUGGUUUUGAUUUCACUCCCCCUCCCUCAGACCUAACAGGAGCGCAGGAUGGAAGUGUCCGGAUGUUUGAGUGGGGCCACUCUUAAGCAGAUCAUCUGCUUCCGAAGUCCAGGCAAUUCUAGAGUCACACGGAUACGAUUCAACCACCAAGGAAACAAGGUACGAGCCGUUUCCCUGCACAGGAGAAUAUUAGCCUCCUUAACUCUGUGUCCCAAAUGGCACCCUAGUCCAUUUAUUGUGCAUUACCUUUGACCAGGGCCCAUAGGAAUCUGGUUCGAAAGUAGUGCUCUAUAAAGGGAAUAGGAUGCCAGUUGGGACGCAUCCUUAGUUUACAUCAAUGUUUUCCCCAUCCAACUCCGUCCUUCAAACACAUGGCCACUGCUGAUGAAAUGAUUUAGUUGCUUGACAUACCGCUACUCCCAAGUGGAAUUCUCGUCCUAAUAGGAUCUUCAUUGUGUUGUCCAGUUUGGUAUCGUUGACGGUGAUGGAGCUCUGAGUCUAUGGCAAACCAAUACGACUGGGAACACCCCUAAACCCUAUCUGGUAGGAGCAAAGCACCUGUCUGUCUGUCUGUCUGUCUGUCUGUCUGUCUGUCUUAUUCUUCCUCCUACUGUACCACUGUCUGGUAGCGUUGUUGUUGUUGAUUGGUGCUGUCCUUCCCUCCACAGACAUUGCAGUGCCAUAAUAAGACUGCUCCCUCAUAGCCACAGCAAGGGCUGUCAACAGACAACAGGUAUGCUGCAGAGCACAUGUGAUUAAACCUCUUUCACUCCAAUGUUGGUACCAAAUGGGCUGAUGGUAUAGAGUGCCUGUAAGUCAGUUGAUCUAAUGCAGCACUGUAAGUAAUGAUUUGUUUUGUGUCCAUAGGAACGUGUGUCUGUGGGAUACACUGGUGACUACAAUGAACAGCCUAGUGCACGGUAAGGCCACAACUCUAUUUAAAUUGAUUUAAAGCUUUGAUGAGGCUCUUUCUAAUGAAUCCAAUAAUUCACCAACCAACGAUACUACAGACAGUAGCCAAGUUACAUUUGAAUUAUGUUCCUAAAAGAAACUCUUUCUCUCUGCCGCUUUCUCUCUCUCUCUUCUCCUAUCUCUGCAGCCUUUAGUUGUCAUGAGUCGCUGGCCCCCAGGCAGCAGCUGCUGAUUACAGGUGGCAGGAAGGGCUGGAUCAGCGUGCUGGAGCUCCCCCACUGGCGCCAGCGCCAGAGCGUCCAGGCCCACGACUCCCCCGUCAAGGCCCUGGCCGUGGACCCCACCGAGGGCUGCUUCAUCAGUGGCUCCGCCGAGAGCAACAUCAAGGUGUUCUCCCUCACUAGCUACAUAGCAACCUCAUUGCACAUGUUUGUUGUUUGACUCACAUCAGGUGACUUGGGUUAGGAUAGGUAAAAAACAAGGGUUGUGGGUGGGUGGGUAUAUCGGUGGAAUUGGGAGAAUUCAGGGGGGCAGUCGAAGGGAUUAGGGUAGUUGUAAACGCCUUCACUAGGGUGGUUGGAGCAGCCUAUUGCAAAAUCAGACCAAAAAUAAAAACAUUCUCUCAGGAUUAGGAAAGAUAUUUGGAUCCCUAUAGCAUGUUGAUGAUAAAUCGAAUGCAAGGUAUAACAAAAAGUCUUCCUGUGUCUGUGCGUGCCUUGGUACUGUAGCUCCACCCCUGAUUGCGCAGUGUUGUUGCAGGUGUGGGGCCUGUCCACGCAGUGCUUACUGCACCAGUUCCCCAACGAGCACGCUCGCCAGUCCCUGUUCCGGAACCUGGGCACAGGCGUGAUGCAGAUCGAGGUGGGCCCGGCCAACCACAUCUUCUCGUGCGGCGCCGACGGCACCAUGAAGAUGAGGAUCCUCCCCGACCACUUCAGCGUCAACAACGGCAACCUGAAGAACGACGUCAAGUUCAUAAUCUAA